Molecule: messenger RNA, 737 nt
Organism: Cucurbita pepo subsp. pepo (vegetable marrow)
Lineage: Eukaryota; Viridiplantae; Streptophyta; Magnoliopsida; Cucurbitales; Cucurbitaceae
Product: protein SPEAR3-like
Molecular function (GO): DNA-binding transcription factor activity
Source: RefSeq, a predicted model, not a curated record
UUUUUUCUUUUUUUUUUUUUUUCCUCCUUCAACAACUGCUUUAAAGGCUUCAAGUUCUCAGAUCCCUUAGCUUAGCUUAGCUAAUCCUUUUAGUUCUUUUGGGAGAAAACCCUUUUGUUUUGGUUCGAGUUCGUGUCGUAAUGGGGAGUGGUUAUUUUGGGGAACCGGGUUUCGGGAAUGAAAGAGGGAGUGGAUUGUUGUCGUCGUCUUCGUCGUCACCGUCGUCGUCGUCGUCGACGAGAAGAGGGAGGAAGGGAGGUUCUGAUAAGCAACCAAGGCAACCUCAAAGAGGGCUUGGAGUUGCUCAGCUUGAGAAGAUCAGAUUGCAUGGUGAAAUUGCUGCUUUUCAUCCCACUUCUUACACCUUCAAUAAUGAUCAAGAGGUAUCGAGAGUACAGACAGGAUAUUCGUCGGUACCCUCGUCUACUUCUUCCUCACCCUCUUAUGGCUUCCCGUCCAACGUUAUGAUGGGGUUUGGAGAAUAUGAAAGAAGAAACCUUAGAGAUGGUGAUUCUCAGUACAGCACAGCAGCAAGAUGGGAUCCAAGCAAUGGUGGGAUAUUAGAGGCUCAGCAUUUUGCACAACCAAACAUGCCAUGUUAUCUUCAAAAUCCACAAGCAGAGUGGACACAGACCCGAAGGAGCAAACGACAGGAGAGGAGUGGACGAAUGAGUCAGAAUUCAGAAGCAUGUGAGAGCCAAGAACUGGACUUGGAGCUUAGACUCUCAAUAAUCUAG